AAUGCCAUUUAUGGAUGAAGGAAGAACACAAUGCAAAGACCAUACAGUGCUCUACUGACCCACAAUGCAUCAGGACGUUAUAAAAACCCACCACAAAAACUCCUGGGCAGUAACUGAGAGGUGAAUCUCUUUUUUGAAUCAGAAUUUAUUCUUAGGCGACUCAACGGAAGUCAUAUGUGACAAAAGGUCUUGUUUUCUUAGGAUUGGUGGCGUAACAAGUGGGAGUUUGUUUUUUUCUUUAAAAAAGAAGUGUGAAAGGAUACUACACAUCCUCUGCUAUGGCUUCUCUGACAUCCUCCAGCCGCAGAUCUUCAUCAUCUUACCGCUCGUCGUCGCGGUACAGCACCUCCAGCUCCUACCGCUCUGAAGGAUCAUCCGAUUGUCUAGACCGUCUAUUUGAGCCUUUUCUGGACUCUGCAGAUCAUUCCAGCCUGUUUGGAGAAGAAGGCCCCGGAGGACCUGACUGCUUGGCCCCAUUUACCAGGCCCAACAGAUCCUCAUAUGGACACACUGCACCUAUGUGUGGCGCUGUGACAGGUCGCCAGAGCGGCACAGGAGGCGGCGUGUGUUGCCUGGGAGACAGCUACUACAUAUCAGCUGAUGUCAGCCAGUUUGAGCCGCAUGACAUCGUGGUGAUGGCCUACAACCACCAUGUUGUCAUUCACGCCCAGAAGGUGUUGGAUGACGGCAGUGUCAGUGACACUUUUACCCAUAAGUCCCUCUUCCCAGAGGAUAUGGACCCCCUGUCAGUCAGUGGGAGCCUCAGGACUGACGGUACUCUGGUGGUCAGCGCUCAGCGGACUGCAGCGCUCAGUGGACACGAGCCUGCCAGUGUUCCCACCUACCGCACUGAAGCUCAUCUGUGACUGUGGUCUCAGUGAAUUCACUCUGUCACCACAACAACUAAAAUGAUUUUAUUAAAGUGAUGUCAUGAAGGUACAAUCGAAAUCUCUGAAUGAAUUGUGGCAAAUAAAUAUAAGAAUUUGUUGUUUAUAUCCUU
Messenger RNA from Solea senegalensis (Senegalese sole), 1000 nucleotides. RefSeq names its product heat shock protein beta-7-like. NCBI's taxonomy places the organism in Eukaryota, Metazoa, Chordata, Actinopteri, Pleuronectiformes, Soleidae. The record is from RefSeq and is a predicted model, not a curated record. The transcript is spliced from 3 exons. The coding region runs from base 279 to 866 and encodes 195 amino acids.